GGCGUCCCAAAAGUUUGGUUUUUUUUCGGGAGGGGAACGCGCCUGUGCCUGACUCCCCCCGGACCCGCUGAGCCGCCGCCGGUCGCAGGUUUCUCCCCUUUGCCCCGCUCUGCUCGGUUCUGAUCCAAAGGGCCGCCCAGCUGGAAUGAAUAGACCUGAGCCCAGUUACUGUAGAGAGGAGAUAUCGCAACCCAGGGGCGGCCGUUCAUGGGGACCCACUGCGGCCCCCGCCGCUGAGCCCGGCCUCGCCUACCAGCCGACCCCCGGGGCAGACUCCGCUUCCAGCCGGACCCCCAGCCCCGAGCCCGGCUUUGGAUUUCGCCCAGGCGCGGCGGGGGGAGAGCCAGGCGCGCUCGCGUCAGCGCCCAGCCGCUCGCCGAGCCCGGAUCCCGGGUAUGGAUACAGUCCCACCUCGGGCAGAGCCGAGGGGAAGCCGGGGGAGGAUUCGCGGAUCCGCCGCCCCAUGAACGCCUUCAUGGUGUGGGCCAAGGACGAGCGCAAGCGGCUGGCGCAGCAGAACCCGGACCUGCACAACGCGGUGCUGAGCAAGAUGUUGGGCCAGUCAUGGAAAGCCCUGAGUGCCAGUGACAAGCGGCCCUUUGUGGAGGAAGCGGAGAGGCUGCGAAUUCAGCAUCUGCAGGACCAUCCCAACUACAAGUACCGCCCAAGGAGGAAGAAGCAAGCCAAGAAAAUCAAGAGGAUGGAACCCAAUAUCCUUCUCCACAACCUUUCCCAGCCAUGCAGCGACAGCUUCAGCAUGAAUCAUCAUAGUGGCAGCCAGCCUGGCCAUCACCAGCCUCCCCCACUUAACCACUUCAGAGAACUCCGCUCCAUGGGGUCGGAUAUUGAAAACUACGGCUUGCCAACUCCCGAGAUGUCUCCCUUGGAUGUCUUGGAACAGACCGAGCCAGCGUUUUUCCCUCCUCACAUGCAGGAUGACUGCAGCAUGAUCCCCUUUAGAGGCUAUCAUCCCCAUCACCAGAUGGAGUUUCCCCCAGAGAAGCCCAUGGGGCGGGACAUGGCACUGCCCUAUGCUCAGACCCCAUCACAUUUGGCUGAUACUAUGAGGACUCCCCAUCCAUCUAGCAUGUACUACAACCAGAUUUGCUCUGGACCGCAGAAUAUCCUUUCUGCCCAUCUAGGCCAGCUCUCACCCCCUCCCGAAGCCCAUCACGUUGACAGCGUAGAUCACUUAAAUCAAACUGAGCUUUGGACAGAUGUUGACCGCAAUGAGUUUGACCAGUAUUUGAACAUGAGCAGGACUCGUCCUGAAACCUCAGGACUCCCUUACCAUGUCUCCCUGUCCAAAGUGACUCCGAGAAGUAUCUCCUGUGAGGAGAGCAGUUUGAUAUCUGCAUUGUCUGAUGCCAGCAGUGCUGUCUACUAUAGCUCCUGCAUCACAGGCUAGGUCUGCCCCACUGCACGAUGUGCUCACCCUGGAGAACGUAUGACCCUUCAGUGCAGAGUCUCCUUUAAAAAAAGAAAAGCCAUCUUCCUUUAACCAUUGAGCUCCAUAAUAUUUAGAGUAUCUCAUUAAAUGCAUCGCUUUUUUUAAAACAUGCUGAAAUCACUGAUAUACUGUAUAACUAUAUAACACAAAUAGAUGCAUUUUCCAACGCAGAGGGUUAACAUAGACAAGAGGUCAGCCUAUGGCACUCCAUCUCUUAACUCUGUGCCAACUGGAAAAUAUGGCAAAGCUUCUUACACAUUGUUUUCAGCCGGGCAUAGCUGUAACUUCUAAGAUCAGGUUGUUCUACCGUGUCUUUAGACAAACUGCAGUGAUUCGUGUCUAAAACAACUGCCAAUGGGACCUGCUCAAAUUGACCAUGUUUAACUGAAGGGCAAACUAAAUAGCAUGGGAAACCUUAGAGAUAUUUUUGAAGGGGUUGUUUUAAGACUGGGUGCCUGUUAGAGGUGGUUUUUAGCACAGUUUUCACUGUAUUCUCAGCAAUAUAUUUUAACUGGGCAACGAGGCUAUAUUUUUACUAAGCAUUUUUAUAUAUAAAAUUAUAUUUAAUGUUUGGGGUUUUUUUAUUAUCAAACUUUUUUUAAAAUAAAUCAAAGGAUAUCCAUGAGCUCUACAGCAUUUAUGUAGCGAGGCUGGGUUUUAAAAGAAGAAAUAUUGGGAGAAAAGGGAAUUAUGAUAUCAAUAUUGUUGAAGAAUUGACUAGAAUUCUGCACACUCCCUACCCCUGCCCCCAGAAUAGAACUGCAUACGUUUUUAUUGUCUAGAUCUGUCUGGAGAGCAUACUGGUUCAUUAUUAAAACAUCUUCAUAUAAUUAUUCCCAUCUUGUGUGCUUGUUGUGUGAACACAUAUUUUCCGCAAAUGCAUGUUGUCCCAACCAUUUCCAGAUUCUUGGAUCACUUGAUUAAUGUCCUGACAGCCUAGCAAUUGUAUUAAUUUCAAUAGUAUCGCCCGCCAGCGCUAGGAAGCCUUGUAAAUGCUCUCCAAAGAUAUAUGAAAGGUGGCUAGUGCUCAGAGAAUGUCAGCAGACACAGUCCUCAUGGCUGUCUCACCCUCUCUUAAAUUUCUCAUUUUGUAAGUGUGAAAGACAUGUUCUAUGGGGAAAGCAUCUGUUCUCAGAUAAAUGACAUUUAAUAAAACAUGUGAUAUCCUUCUCUUGA
This is a messenger RNA of Chelonoidis abingdonii (Abingdon island giant tortoise), 2626 nucleotides long. RefSeq names its product SRY-box transcription factor 18 (gene SOX18). Gene Ontology annotation, biological process: angiogenesis; vasculogenesis; lymphangiogenesis. The record is from RefSeq and is a predicted model, not a curated record. Gene Ontology annotation, molecular function: DNA-binding transcription activator activity, RNA polymerase II-specific; RNA polymerase II cis-regulatory region sequence-specific DNA binding. Lineage: Eukaryota; Metazoa; Chordata; Testudines; Testudinidae. Gene Ontology annotation, cellular component: nucleus.